This is a messenger RNA of Arabidopsis arenosa, 1757 nucleotides long. Lineage: Eukaryota; Viridiplantae; Streptophyta; Magnoliopsida; Brassicales; Brassicaceae. The record is from the annotation of a GenBank genome assembly.
GCUUCCAUUCACGCUUCCCCUCUUGUUCUUGGUUCCCAGGGUGAGGACACAGAAUGGGUAAAUGUUGAUAUUUCAAAUCCGGAGCCUUCUUCAGACGAUUGGGUUGGAGUCUUCUCACCUGCAAACUUCUGACUCAUCUUCUUGUGCUCCAACAGAUGGCAAAGAGAUAGCACCUUUUAUUUGCUCAGCUCCUAUCAAGUACAUAUAUGCCAAGUCCAACCCUGACUAUAUGAAGACCGGAAAUGCGGUUUUGAAGUUCAUGCUUAUAAACCAGAGAGCUGAUUUCUCCUUUGCCCUCUUCACAGGGGGACUCUCAAAUCCAACUCUUGUCGCAAUUUCAAAUCAUGUAUCAUUUAUCAAUCCUAAAGCUCCUGUUUAUCCGCGUCUUGCUUUAGGGAAGAAUUGGGACGAAAUGAGCGUAAGAUGGACGAGCGGGUACAACAUAGAUGAGGCUGUUCCGUUUGUGGAAUGGAGCCGGAAGGGAACUCAAAGUAGAAGAUCACCAGCUGGUACCUUGACUUUUACCAGAAACAGCAUGUGUGGUGCUCCUGCUCGUACUGUUGGUUGGCGCGAUCCAGGUUUCAUCCACACCGCUUUGCUGAAAGAUCUUUGGCCAAACCUCGAGUACACAUACAGGAUGGGUCAUGAGUUGAUGAAUGGAUCGAUAAUUUGGAGCAAGAAUUUCACCUUCAAGUCCUCUCCUUAUCCUGGACAAGACUCGUUACAACAGGUCAUAAUCUUCGGGGACAUGGGGAAGGGAGAGCGGGAUGGGUCAAACGAGUACAAUGAUUAUCAGCCUGGUUCCCUCAACACCACUGACCAACUCAUUAAGGACUUGAAGAACAUUGACAUUGUUUUCCACAUUGGAGAUAUCACUUAUGCAAAUGGUUACAUCUCGCAGUGGGAUCAGUUCACAGCUCAAGUUGAACCUAUUGCUUCUACUGUUCCAUACAUGAUCGCAAGUGGAAACCAUGAGCGGGAUUGGCCAGACUCUGGAUCUUUCUAUGGCGGUAAAGACUCUGGAGGGGAGUGUGGGGUUCCUGCAGAAACAAUGUUUGAUUUUCCUGCUGAGAAUAAAGCUAAGUUCUGGUACUCUGCGGAUUAUGGAAUGUUUCGGUUCUGUGUAGCGGACACAGAACAUGAUUGGAGAGAAGGGUCGGAGCAAUACCGAUUCAUAGAGCGUUGUCUUGCCUCUGUAGACAGAAAGACUCAGCCUUGGUUGAUUUUUAUUGCUCAUCGUGUCCUCGGUUAUUCCACAAAUGAUUGGUAUGGCCAAGAAGGUUCCUUUGAAGAGCCUAUGGGAAGAGAGAGCUUGCAAAAGCUAUGGCAGAAGUAUAAAGUAGACAUUGCGUUCUACGGCCAUGUCCAUAACUACGAGAGAACCUGCCCCAUUUACCAGAAUCAUUGUAUGGACAAUGCAAAGAGUCACUACUCAGGAGCCUUCAAAGGAACUAUACACACAGUUGUUGGUGGUGCAGGAAGUCACCUGUCUUCGUUCAGCUCGCUGAAACCCAACUGGAGUAUCUUCAGAGACUAUGAUUACGGAUUUGUGAAGUUGACGGCUUUCAAUCACUCCUCCCUUCUCUUCGAAUACAAAAAGAGCAGCAACGGAGCUGUGCAUGACUCCUUCACCGUCUAUAGAGAAUACAGAGAUGUAUUGGCUUGUGUUCGAGAUAGCUGCGAACCAACCACUUUAGCUUCAUGAUUUCUUCAAGCGUUUGAUGGUGUGAGAUAGUAAAGAAACAGUCUUGGUUUCG